AUGGCGCCCAAGAAUAACAGUACCACGAGGAACGGGCAGAAGCGCGGUGUGCGUGUCCCAAAAGGCACAAAGCGUUCAUCGAAAACUCCAGUCACCCCAAAGCAGAAGACACCACCAUCUAAAGGUCGUUCAGCCAUCAAGAAAGGCGAAGACAGACCCAUCAGCAAAUUUGAAGAACGGCGAGCCGUCAAGCUUCAGCGUGAGCUGGAUGGCAUAAUCACAGACAUGAGACAGGCAUCCGACAUCUAUGGCUCGCUGCUCCGAGACAUUGUCACCGUUAGGGGUCGCCUUGAGGAUCUCACCGACAUCAUUCUCUGUGAACAGACAAUCGGAGAGCUGAGAGAAGCGAGCAAAAGCUUGCGAGAGGACGAGCCUGAGGUUUGGAAGAAGCUUGUCCCGGACGUCGUUCCUGAUCUUGUAUUUUCGCCAUCGCCAUCGCCUUCCCCGAAGCCGAAGGUCACGCCGAGUGGGAAGCGGAAGGCAGACGACGGCGGGGAUGUGGAGUUCAAGACGCCGUCGAAGAAGCCGAAGGUUGUCUCACCGACGCUGACAGCAGCUUCGAGUAGGCCGCGAAGGACCACGACGCCGGCCAAAACAGCCUAG
Messenger RNA from Fulvia fulva, 603 nucleotides. RefSeq lists its product as uncharacterized. NCBI's taxonomy places the organism in Eukaryota, Fungi, Ascomycota, Dothideomycetes, Mycosphaerellales, Mycosphaerellaceae. Bases 1 to 603 code for a protein of 200 amino acids. The transcript has a single exon. The record is from RefSeq and is a predicted model, not a curated record.